Messenger RNA from Daktulosphaira vitifoliae (grape phylloxera), 1764 nucleotides. RefSeq lists its product as uncharacterized. The transcript is spliced from 3 exons. The record is from RefSeq and is a predicted model, not a curated record. Bases 1 to 1461 code for a protein of 486 amino acids. Lineage: Eukaryota; Metazoa; Arthropoda; Insecta; Hemiptera; Phylloxeridae.
AUGCAUAUUAUUUUUUCAACUAUUAUUAAAUGGGAAGAAAUUUAUAAAAACCAAAGUAAAGAAGACAAUGACUUAAUAAGUGAAUGUAAUUAUACUAAAGAACUCAUAAACAUAUUAGACAUAUUAAUUGUUCCAAUAGCAACAUUGAUGAAUGGCGCGAUGAAAACUUUAGAUUUAUUACAACAUUUACCAUGGGCUAAUUUUAAAUUGUAUACAAAAAAGAAUUUUAUUAUGAGUCCUUUAUUGGAAAAAAUAGAAGAUAUUCUUGACAAAUUGAAUGAUCCAAGUCUAUCAUGUGAUGAUAAAUCUACAAACUGUUCAAAAUUUGAAAUUUUACAUAAAUUUUUUAAAAGCAUAAUGGAAGAUUUACAAUAUGAAAUUAAUACAUUUUGUAAAUUUGUACCCUACAAUUCAAAUUAUUUAUGGAAUGAAUGUAUUCAAGAAUAUAGAGCCUUUAAUAACCAGGGAGUACAAUUAAUAUUUUUCGAAUUCUUAACCAAAAAAAUUAAAGAUUAUAUCAGGAAAACAAUUAUAGAAAAGUAUUUUCAACUAGGAUUUAAAUUUGAUCCAAUUACUGAAGAAACGUUUAUACCAACACCAGAGGAAUUAAUUGAACUAGAAGAAUACUCUCUAAAAAAAACAAUGAGUCAAUUAAAUGUGAUACUACAAUAUCCGGGAUGGAAAAAUUUAAAUGAUUUAAUUUCUAUAGAAUAUCAUAAAAAAAAAUAUUAUCUUGAAAGUCUGAUUGAAACACCUACACAUAAAGAAAUAUGUGAACAACAGAUUCGAGCCUUAACUGUAUAUCUUGGUUGCACAUAUGCAAAAGUUAUAAAAAUUAUUUUUUCAAUCAUUAUCAACUGGCAAAAAAUGUAUAAAGAAGGAAUAAACUUAAUAAAUAGAUGCAUUUAUACUGAAGAACUCAUAAAUACUAUAGCUAUAUUUAUUGAUCCAUUAGCUACAAUGUUAAAAGGCGCAAUGGAUACAUUAGAUUUAUUACAUCAUUUACCAUGGGCUAAAUUUAAAAUGUAUCACCGAAAGUUCUACAUGAUGAGUCCUUUUUUGGAUAACAUAGGAAAUAUUUUUGACAAAUUGAAUGAUCCGAGCCUAUCAUGUAAUGGUAAAUCUACAAACUCUUCGAAAUUUGAAAUCGUAAAUUCAUUUUCUAAUAAAAUAAUUACAGAAUUAGAUUUUGAAACUGACACAUAUUGUAAUUUUAUACCUUAUGAUGCGAAUUAUUUAUGGAAUCAAUGGGUUGAAGAAUAUAGAGCCAUUAAUAAUCAUGGAGUAAAAUUAAUAUUUUUUGAAUUCUUAACUAGAAAAAUUAAAGAUUAUAUUAAGAGAGUAAUUGUCGAAAAGUAUUUUAAACUGGGAUUUAAUUUGGAUCCAAUUACCCAAGAAACGUUUAUAGCAACACCAAAGGAACUAUAUGAACUAGAUUUGGAAUUAAAAAUCAAUAAAUGAAGAAUCUCCCACGCCAGUUCAAAUAGAAACUUAUUCGGUGUUGUAAUAAAAUUAAUUUUGUUUUAAAUUUAUGUAUCAUAAUUAAUUACAUUUGCAGUAUUGCUUAGUAAAUAUUUUAAUUAUUAUUAAAACACAAAUAUGAAUAGUUAAAUAUGGAAUUAUAAAAAUUUUAAUUUUUUGUCAUAUCUAUAUGUAUGAUUUUUACAUAUAUAAUGCAUAAUAAAAAAGCACUGAACAAUGGGAAAAAAUAAAGACAAUAUCUGAUCGUGAUUGAAAUACCUAUUGUAAUAAAGCUUGCGUUAC